AUGCAAAAAACAAAAAAGGAGAUACAGAACAAGUUGAGCUCCGAGAAGAACGUGCACCGGGGGGAAGUGCCACGGGAAGAGUUACACGUGAGAGAAGGACAACGCGAAAUGUACACACCUCAGGUAGAGUUCUCCACAAAUCAGUGGGGAAGUGAUUCAAAGGAUAAUUCAACAAACCGAACAAGAACCAAUCGGAUAGACGCAUUGGAUAUGAUCAAGACGAAUGAGGUAAGUCUGUUAGAGUCGAUAAACGAUACAAUGGGUAGCAGAUUGAAGAAUAUAAACGCACUGCAUGUCCAGAGUGGAGUGGGUGCAAGUGAAGGAGACAAACCUAACUUGAUUGAGUCGAUGCAAGACAGAAUUGUGAAUCCAGAACCUGCCACCGAUAUCCAUAAUAACAUUUUGAAUCUAUACAACAGUGACUACAGAGUAUGUCAACUACCCAUCGGUGUAACUUCACUACAAAUGCUGCAGGAAGGGAUCCACGAAGAAGACACACUAAUGCUUAACAAAGGGAAUGAACCCAUUAAUGAGUUUGAUUCAUGGAGGCAAUGUAGUUUUUUCAAUCGAGGGAUGCCACCACAUGGACAUAUCGAGACUGCCUUUUGUUUAGGAAAAGGCGAUACAAAUUUCUUUGCUCCUGUGUCAGGUGGGGGGGACAUAUCUGGUGGAGAUACCCCUCCAGGGAAGUACUUCCUACGUGAGCCCCUUUCCAUUGGUCUUCCAAACAAAGGUGAAGAAACCACGCUUAACCAUAUGCAGAAAAGAGAGUGCUCCUUUGAUACAGUUGGUAUGUCCCCUGCUGAUGCUUACGACAGAAGUGGCUACCACUACAUCGGUGGAGAUGAUCCCCAUGUGAAAAGUUUCUUCCAGAAGGAAGGAACCCAUUAUUACAGCGUGAAUUUAGAUGCGGAGGAGGAAGAAGAAAUGGAGGCAUUCGAAAAAGGGAGACUUAUUCCCCCCUUAACGAACAAUUGUGGUAGAUGUAGCAGUAGUGGAUCUAUCCGAGGUGAGUGCUCUGAGGAGGCAGGAGAAAAUUUGUUUUCCUUGAACCACAUGAGGAGUUACGAAGAUAAUCCCCUGAUUUAUGGAGAGAGGGAGGUAGCCCAGAUGGAGAUGAAUUUAAGUCGUGUACCCGCUCGUUCAGUCGCAGAAGACGCAGUGCAGUACCAACAGCAACAUGAACCGCAUGAACCGAAUGAACCGAAUGAACCGCAUGAACCGAAUGAACCGCAUGAAUCGGGUAAAGCGCAUGAACCGAAUGAACCGCACGGACGGGAGGAGGAAGACACCGUUUGGCUGAACGGUGUGAAUUAUCUCCGCGGCAGGGAUAAGAACCCAUGGUAUGAAUACCCCUCAGUAGGAGAUAUACACAAGGGAGAAUCAACCAUUCUAAAUUAUGGGGAUCCACAAAUGGCAACCACAGAAGGAGCGCCCCCAAAAAACACAUUCGAUUUUCCACCCGUGGAGGGAAUCCAUAUGAACGAUAGCAAUGGGUUGAAAAGGAAACAAGAAAACGUGAAGAUGCGUUUAAGGGGAAACCUAAAUGAAGAGAGUCACUGUGAAGAAGUGAUACAUCUUAGCACAAGUGGCUUUCAAAACGAACAGCUAAAUUAUCCCUGCAUUGGAAAUCAAUUAGGUAGCCACCUCAAUCAGGGAGAGGUUUCCACAGGAGAGCAAUCUUUUUGUAAUUUUAAAACGGAUAGAGGAAGAAACGAAUACCCCCGAGGAGAGAACAAAUUUCUUGUUCAGAAAUCUGAGGAGAAGCUCGGUCUGCAGAUAUGUGAUCUGUUGGGGUGUACCCCACGUGUUUCUGCUCUUUACGGGGGAGAUGAGGAAAUCGGAGGAGACUCACCAAAAGGGGAAGAUACCAGACGGGAGAACUCACAAAGGAUGAUGGACCAUUUUCCAAUCACCAGAGGAACAAAGAAAGAAGAUAGACUACCCCGUUCCGAUACGUACCAGUUGAAUGAAUUCAUAAUAGUGGACUCACCCUAUUUGCUUGGAAAUAAAAUAUUAAGCCCACAAAGACAUACAGAGAAGGAGUCCCAGAAGUUAAUCCGUUGUGAAAACAUGCACUGGGGAGAGAGCACUUUGGGAAGGGGUACACACAAUAUACAGACACAUAGAAAAAAUGAAAAUAAUUUCAUAAAGAUAGAAAAUAUGUUCGAGCAGGAUACUUCCGAUGUUUUUAGAAGUGGCCAAUGGGAAGACACACACAACAAGGGGGAAGCAAACCAGUUAACAUCCAAAAGAAGAGAGCCAAAUAUGAUGACGCCUCCCUUAACAAGAACCCCUGCGUUGACGACAAACAUAUUUAGAGAUGAGGGUAUGUUUUACGAACCCAAGGAGGAAGAAAGUGUUGGGAAGAGAACCACGUUCCCUUCGAACGUUACUCCAAUGAUGCCAUGUCGAAAUGAGCGCCUUCCCAGGCUGGAUAGUACCAAAAUAAAUUUGUACCCAUCCAUAUCUCCAAACAUUCCGAUGAAUCAGAAAGUUAGUAAUACUUGCAUCGGUAAGGACAUAUCCGCAUGUAACAGAAUGGAAAAGGUUUCCUGUAAACAAAAUUAUCUUUCCACUGAGGAGGAAGAAAGUGUGAUAUUUAACGACCCCUUUCUAUAUACUAGUAAGGGGGGAAAUCCAUGGGCAUUCGAGCCGAAGAUGGAUAUUUUUCCAGACAACAGAAAUGAAGUGAAGAAGAAAGAGUUGACCUAUACGGAUAGGUUAUUUGCUAGCCCUUAUCGCCAUGAAGAAAAGGGGAUCCUAGAAAAUGUAACAUCCAGAAAUGAUCGCACAGAAUAUGAUAGGCAAGGCGAGAACCAUAGUAAGGAAACCCAUCGUGACGGUACUGUAUCUACUCUCAGCGGGGAUAAACCAUGGGGUAAUAAUUCCUUGGCUAUUUCGAAAGCAGAGAAGAGUUUCUCAGCAAAUGGACAGACACACACGCACUGUGGUGACAUUUACAUGGAGAAGGAGAUACCAAGAGUAACCUAUGGUAGGAGAACUGCAAACAUUGUUGAAUCAAGAAGCACACUCAAAGAUAGCAAUAUGAAUUUAUUGAAAUGUUUUAGGAUGAACUUCGAGAGGGGGAGGUUCUCUCCCGAUGAAAGUACUCGUCUUGGAGUGGGUACCUGCACUCGAAUGCACUCAAUUGGUAGGGGUUCCGAUAGGAGAACUCCUCUCCACGGUGACUUUGUCCUGAGAGCAACCGAUGCGAGAAUUAGGGAGAAGAGCAACAUGUUUGAAUCCGUUGAUGCGUUCUUCUACAAUUUUAAAAAAAGUGCAGGCUCCUCCGGGGGGGAAUCUAAACAGGUGGAGGAUCACACUGGCGGAGUGAAUACUCACGUUGGUGGUAGCAUGACGAGGAUCACCACUGACUGCACGCAGAGUUGGAAACCUAUGAAGGAGGAGAACAAUCAACAUGUGUGUGUGCAUGAAAGAGAAGGGAUGAAAGACGCUGAGAAUACCUUAUUGCAUUUCGUCGAAGGAGAGGAGGAAAAAUUGCAAGAGGAGAAGAUCCUUCCCUUGUAUGAAAAAAAAGACACAAAGGAUCAAGGGAAAAAAGAAAAUGAACAUAUCGAACGGGAGGAGAAAAUCAUUCUAACAAUUCAAUGGAACAUAAAGAAGAUUUCCUUACUCUGUUCAAGCGAUAACUACUUCGUUGUAUCUCCUGAAUACAAAACAGAUACCUUGAUUAAUGAAUUCUUUAUCCUCUUAAACAUAGACAACGAAAUGCAAAUUCUGGUGGAGAAUUCCUUUGAUCUUCUUUUCUCCUACACAGGAUUCUGUGAUAUCCUUUUUUCUGUUACUUGUGGAGAGUACCAGAAGAAGUUUUGUUUCUAUGAUCUAUCCACGAUACCUUGGUUUGGAUUUAAUAAAUGGGGAGUUUUAAAAAAUUGCAUGAACAAUGAUAGCAUAUCCAUCACAGUAGAUAUUCACGACAUUCGAAGGAAGGAUUCUCCCAAGGAGGUGUUUCUGAACAACGUAAUAUCCUCCAUGAGGAGUAAAAAUGGAAGUUUUCACUUCAAGGAAGACACCUCUACUUCGACUUGCACAAUGGUAGAAGAGAAGAAGGCGUCCUCUUCGUCCAUAAUUGCCACGGCAUCUACCACAGGUGUUACAAACUCCUCUCCCCUCGAUGCAAGGCGCAACAGGAGAACCCACAAAUGUGUGUUUCCACCCAUUGAACCCACCACAAGCGACUCUUGUAAGAAAAUUGUUGCCCCCAAUUUUAAGAGGAGACACACAAGCAACAUGCACAUGGCUAGUAUGCGCACGAAUACAAUCCAAUGGCAGAACAAACAAACAGGAGUGAAUAAUUGGAACGGGAAAAUUACAAAUUUGCAACAUGUCAGAACCAACAGAGAGACCAAUCCAACAUCAACACACGGGAAUAAGUUCUAUAAGAUGAUGAAAAAAAAUAUGUACACACAUAAAAUGAUUGACAUGUACUCUCCCUUCCAGCGUAAUAGUGGGCAAAACUUUGUUCAAACACCACAGGGUGUUCAGGAAGGAACCCUCUUCAAAGGCACCGUUGCAAGCAGUGUUCAGAGAGGUUCUAUUGAACCCAUUGCACAGUUGGAAUGUCCACCCCAAAUGAAGAAGAAGAAGGAAGGCCCUUUAGAAAAGGAUCCCUCCAAAGGGGGGGAAACAAUUGUUAAAAUAACUAAAGACGCAUUACCAUGCGAUGACAUGCCCAACGACGAGUUAUCGAAGAAGGAGCUACCCUACGACACGUUACUAAAGAAGGAACUACCCUACGACACGUUACUAAAUAAGGAACUACCCAGUAGAGAGGGACAAUCCCUUGCAGGAGGAAGCACGUUGGAAGAACCAUUAUUCGAACAGUGUGGAGGAGGAUAG
Plasmodium knowlesi strain H is the source of this 4863-nucleotide messenger RNA. Its product is annotated as conserved Plasmodium protein, unknown function. The record is from RefSeq and is a predicted model, not a curated record. The transcript has a single exon. Bases 1 to 4863 code for a protein of 1620 amino acids. Lineage: Eukaryota; Apicomplexa; Aconoidasida; Haemosporida; Plasmodiidae.